Molecule: messenger RNA, 938 nt
Organism: Megalops cyprinoides (Indo-Pacific tarpon)
Lineage: Eukaryota; Metazoa; Chordata; Actinopteri; Elopiformes; Megalopidae
Gene: emc10
Product: ER membrane protein complex subunit 10
Exons: 7
Coding region: 18-794 (258 amino acids)
Cellular component (GO): EMC complex
Source: RefSeq, a predicted model, not a curated record
CGUUCCCAGGUAGGAAAAUGGCAGCUGUGUGGUCAAUUGACCUCUUGCUCUCUACGUUAUUGUCUGUAAUUUUAUUGAUAGCGCCAGAAUUCGUCCGCUGUAACACUGGUAGAAGGCCAGGUGAUGGACUCGAUACCGAUUUUGCUGGGUUCUCCGUUCCUCUUGAGCACUCCUUCGAAGUAGAUGACACCUCGCGUUUCAGAGUGCGAGGUGCUCUGCUGCUGAAGGGGGGACGAGAGACCACUGUGUCCCUCUCGCAGGGCCAGCUCACAGAGGAGGAGAGAAACACGCUAAAGGAGGUGGCAGCAGUAGAUGGACUUUACAGAAUCCGAGUGCCCAGAGUCUCAGUGCAGACAGACAGACCGGCUGACCGGCAAACUGAUGGCUACCUCACUGCCUUUGUGCGAGCGUGCUCACUGGUGGAGUCCCAUCUCAGUGAUGUCAUCACACUUCACACGGACGUCACUGGUUACCUCAUUGGCGUCUCCAUAGUUACCGUGCCGGGGACAUGUCGAGGGGCAGAGGUUGAGGACGAAGUUGACUUAGAGGCUUUCAACACCACGCUGAGCAUCAUGGGACCGAUCAAUGCCCCUGCUCCUGAGACAGCACUGUUUAUUGAGAGGAUGGAGCAGGAGAUGGAGAAGAAGGGCAAGAAUCCUCAAGAGCAGAAGUCCUUCUUCGCUAAAUAUUGGAUGUACAUCGUGCCUCUGGUUCUCUUCUUGAUGAUGUCGGGCGCACAAGAUCAGACGGGAGGCGGGGCUGCAGGCGGAGCAGCCAAUGGCGGAGGCCGAUGAGCUCUUUGCUCCCACCAACCUUAUUUCAGGGUACUUGACAUCAUUUUGUUGUACUCGGUCACAUCAAGAAAUGUGAAAUUGAAUUGAGACAAACGCACACACACCAUUAGGAGAAGUAAAUUCACAUUGACAAGACUUGACUCG